Messenger RNA from Neodiprion fabricii, 2355 nucleotides. RefSeq lists its product as uncharacterized. NCBI's taxonomy places the organism in Eukaryota, Metazoa, Arthropoda, Insecta, Hymenoptera, Diprionidae. The transcript is spliced from 11 exons. Bases 377 to 2032 code for a protein of 551 amino acids. Gene Ontology annotation, biological process: proteasome-mediated ubiquitin-dependent protein catabolic process. Gene Ontology annotation, molecular function: ubiquitin binding. The record is from RefSeq and is a predicted model, not a curated record.
UUAAUUGGACUCGUUAACGAGUGUCGUCGAGCGUUCUUGGAGGCCUGGUUAAGGAUGUAUUGGACGUACAUUCUCAGCCAAAAGUUAGCCUCGUCGACAAUAUUGAAUACUUUGCGAUAAGAUAAAAAUCGGAAAAAAUCGACCACAAUAAAGACGAUAAAGUUAUCACUUGUCAAUAAAUUGUUUAAUGAAUUAUCAGGGAAUGUUUUCUUUUCGUUGAAUGUACGAGCCGGUUGUAUUAAUUUCUAACAUUAUUGUAAACAAUCAAAGUGACGCAAAGUUAAAAAAUCUCGAACCUCUGCAGUUAAACCUUAAGGAACAAUCAUGUUCGAAUCGUAAACCACUUCUGUCUUAACCAGAAAGCGCCCUGGUCGGUAUGAUCGGUAAGCAGUUGUAUCUAGCGGAAAGUCAGAUGCAGAAAAUGCAUCUGUUGAUGUCGAAGGCCGACGAGCAGCUGAAAGAGAAGGAUCAAGAAAUCGGCCGCCUCAAGCGCAAGGUCAGGGAAUGGGAAGCUAAGUUCAGGCACCAAGAGUCCGUCCAUAGAAAGGAGUUGCAGCGGGAACGGAAACAGGUCGAAGACUCCGAGUACCUUUACAAACGAUGCCUCGUGCUUGAGCACAAGAUCUACGAAAUGGAGAAGUUCCUCGGGGACUACGGUUUGAUGUGGAUCGGCGAUUCGGAGAGCGGUUCCGAUUCACCCAGGGCAAAAUCGAUAAACUACUUGGAGACCUGCUACCACCAGCUGAUCGCAAACAUCGAAGAGUUGAACUUGGCGGCGGGUAAAGGGGAGGUUCAUGUGCAGCGAGAAAAGGGUGGAAGCCGAGCAUCGUUCAAGACGUCCUCCUGCAUGUCGCUCAAGUUUUACAAGAACGGUCUCGUCGUUCAAAACGGGCAUUUAAGACCGUACGAAGACGUCGCUACGGCUUCGUUCAUCCGCGAUAUUCUCGACGGCUACUUUCCCUCCGAACUUCAGCAAGCCUAUCCAAACGGAGUUCCGUUCAAGGUCGAGGACCAUAGAACGGAAACCUUCCAAGGUGUGGGAUGCGGGUUUCCGGGCCACGGGCAUCGGUUGGGAAAAGUUCAUCCCGGUGGGAAUGGAAUGGCCCUUAAACAGGGAACAGCGCCGAUCGGAAGAAUCCAACGGCAGAAUUACUGCAGUCUGAAACCAAGCGUUCCGCCACUUUUGACCAUGAGCGCAAAAUCAAUCAAGUCCAAGAGUUUUACCGAACCGCCUUCACCACCCGACAUACUGCAGCUGAGGUCCCAAAUUCUAGCCUCUCAUAACAACAAUUGUUCCGACUCUCACAUCCAGUCACACAUUAACGCCGAGCUUGGGCUAAGCUCGCGGAGUGAAAAGAAGCGUGACAUGGCGACAAAAGACGCCGAGUACCACAUUUCGUUGCGAGAAAGAGGGCUCAAGUUCGAGAACCGCUUUGGUUUCGGAUCUCCGAGACUCGCAAGCGGAAGUAGAACCAGUCAUCACAGUUCGACAGACCGAUCCACCGACCGGAUGUCACCGAGUCGCCUCGAAAGCUCUCGCAGCUACGACGGAAGGUCGCGUUCAAGGUCGUCAAGUUUGCCUGGGAAACGACCGAGGCUUUCCUCGCUAUCGAACCUCAGGACUACGUCCGGGAGUCAGAACGCGUCAGCUUCGAAGGUGUUCGAUUACGCGAGCCUCGGCAACGGCGUCAGGAAACCUCGAGCAACCAAGUCCGCAACACUGGAGAGAAAAGGCUUGGCCCCGCUGCUUCACCAGGUAAACGAACCGACUGGAAAACCCGACGAAAUGAGACUGAAGAUCAGGUCUUUGAACGGAAGCACUUUCUACCUUGUCCAUUUGUGCCCCGACGAUACUGUCGCCAGGCUUUACCAACUCCUUGACACUUGUCAUGCCAAAACUCGGCUGCGAGGAUACAAAGUCGUCGUAAGCGGGUACGCGCCUAAGAGAUUGGAACAGCUUGGUGUUUCUCUGAGGGAAUACGGUAUUCUGAGGGACAGCGUUCUCCACGUUGUAAACGACUCGACAAUGUGAUUGCAGCAAUCGAUACCGAUGGAAAUGACAUAUGAAAACAGAAAUAUGAUAUCCAUACACCGUAAUUACGUAACGCGAUUACAAUGAGCAUAAACACGAUCACCGGCACAGGUUUAAAUGCGAUAUUAUCGAUAUUGCAAACUUAUACUUUUUGUACAGCUCUUUAGACGUGAGAAGAAAAAUAAACGCGUAUAUAUAUAUGUAUAUGUUUGUGCUGUCAAUAUGCAAUAAUUGCAUUCAUUCGGUCAUUUUGUGGGACUUGUUUUAGGUAUUCUCUUUUUUCUCUCGUGUUACUCGGCAUGACGCUAUCGCCUUUUCAUCAC